Danio aesculapii is the source of this 3606-nucleotide messenger RNA. RefSeq names its product chondroadherin-like b (gene chadlb). The transcript has 8 exons. Lineage: Eukaryota; Metazoa; Chordata; Actinopteri; Cypriniformes; Danionidae. The coding region runs from base 227 to 2557 and encodes 776 amino acids. The record is from RefSeq and is a predicted model, not a curated record. Gene Ontology annotation, molecular function: protein binding. Gene Ontology annotation, cellular component: extracellular matrix.
UCGACUUGCCUGAGGCUCGACGCGCAUAUUUCACACUUAAAAAAUAUGGUUUUCGGCUGUUCAUUCGCGGUCCUUAAGAUAUAGUGUUCUUUAAGAAACUUCAGCGUAUUUCGUCUACAAGAUUUAUACAUGUACUUGUAACGGUUGUAUUUUAUUAGUGUUUUUUUAUGACGGAGCAAAUCCUGCGUCCUCAAAACUUCUGUUUUCAUUUGACGGAUAUUACUGAAUGAAGACCACGAUUCGUGUGAGGAAGAACAAAAUGGGUAGCUUUCCGACUUGGCCAGUUAUAAUAUUGUUUGCCCUGAAGAUUCAUACAGCUCUGUUGGCCAAAUGCCCAAAAGUCUGCGUCUGUGACAGCAUCCAGCUCACCAUUGCUUGUGUCAACAAGAAUCUCACAGAGGUUCCACCUACCAUUGAUGAGAUAACAGUGAAACUGGACCUGCGAGGAAACAACUUGCAGGAGCUUCCUACAGGGGCAUUCGCACACACACCGUACCUCACACACCUGUCCCUGCAGAAUAGCAACAUCCGACGAGUGCGGGAAGGAGCCUUCAGAAAACUCGGCCGGCUGGUUUUACUCAACCUGGCCAACAACAAGAUUGAGAUCCUUUACCAGGAGUCAUUUGAUGGUCUUUCCUCACUAAAGCAGCUGAUUAUUGACCGGAACAGAGUGGAGGAGAUCCAGCCUGGAGCUUUUUCACAGCUGGGUUUUCUCAACCUCCUGUCCCUCACACACAACCAACUGGUGUACAUACCUAACAUGGCAUUCCAGGGUUUGCAGAACAUCAAAUGGCUACGUCUCAGCCACAAUUUCAUCAAUUAUCUGGCAACAGAGGCGUUUGCUGGCCUCUUCACUCUUACCAGGUUGAGCCUGGAUAACAAUGAGCUGCAGUUUUUCCCCACUGAGACCAUGAUGCGACUUCCAGAAGUAACUCGUUUAGAGCUGAGCUUCAACCCCAUGACGUACCUCGGAGAUGAGUGUGUGUCGAUGCUGAAGCUCACUCACCUCCUCCUGGACCACAACUCCCUGCAGGACUUUUCAAACGCUGCUAUCCUUCUGUCUCCCCGUCUUACUCAUCUGGACUUGAGCCACAACCAGCUGCGCAUCCUGCAGCCAAUGGCCCCCGGGUCUCCCAAACUGACCCGGCUCAAUCUGGCAGGAAACCCCAUCUACUGCAGCUGUUACCUGCGGCCCCUGCGCGAGUGGGCCACACAGGAACGUGUUCGUCUGGGUGGGACAUGUGGAGGCCCGGCGCAUCUGUCUGGUGAGAAUCUGGAAGCGGUGCAGCCUGUCAAUCUGCGCUGUCUGAGUCAGGAGGCCAUGCUGAAGGCUGAGCUGGAGGAGCAGAUGCUGCCCCCACUGCCCACAACACCACCACCAGAGAAAGGCAAAUGCCCAGCUAACUGUGCAUGUGAGACUGAGAACCGCCACUCAUCAUGCGAGAACAAAGGCCACACCAAGAUACCUCGUGGAUUUUCUCCAGACACACGCCUGCUGGACCUGCGGGGCAACCAUUUCCACUACAUCCCUGCAAACAGUUUCCCAGGUACAGCAGAAGUAGUUUCCCUUCAUCUGCAGCGCUGCAAGAUCCACGAUGUAGAAGACGGAGCCUUCAAUGGAAUGAAGAGUCUGGUCUACCUCUACCUCUCAGAAAAUGACCUCACAUCAUUAACUUCAGAGGCAUUCAAAGGUCUGCCCCAUCUCACCUACCUCCAUCUGGAAAAGAAUCGUUUCACUCAGUUCCCCAAAGGAGCAUUCAAGUUGUUGCCAGGUCUCCUGGCUCUGCACAUGGAGAAUAAUGCCAUCACUAAACUGGAAACAGCGCUCUUGACAGGCGCUGAGAAACUGAGGGGUCUCUAUCUCACUUCCAAUGUCAUCACAGCGGCUGCUCCCCAAGCCUUUGAUCCUGCACCCGACUUGGAGACUCUUCAUUUAGGCAGCAACAAACUGAAGGAGGUUCCAACUGAGGCCUUUUCCAAAGCCAGAAGCCUAGCAGAACUCAAGCUCUCCCAUAACCCCAUUCGGUGGAUUGGAGCUGGAGCCUUUCAGCCAGUUGGCACCACACUUAAACAUCUAUACCUUGAUCAUAUGGGCUUAGAAAAGGUAUCUACAGAUUUUCUAGCAGGACUAGGGUCUGGUCUGAGGAGUCUGCUUCUUGAAGGAAACCAGGUUGAAGAGCUGCCUGACUUGAGUCCACUCACUGGACUUGAGGUCAUAAACUUGGCAGAGAAUCCACUGCUCUGCGACUGUCCACUGUUAUCUCUUCGCAGGUGGAUUGAGCAGGUCAAUUUGAAGGUCAGAGCAACCUGUGGUCACCCACCAGAACUCAGAGGUCAAAGAGUCAAAGACGUCCAUGUUUUUAAGAGUUGCCCAGGGGGAAAGUCUCCUUCUGCCCAGCGCCCCAAACCAACAAGAGCCCCAAAGACUGAAUCUGCUCAAGUCAGUCCUCCAAAAAUCAUUAAGAGAGUAGACAGAAAAGCCACAGGCAAAUCACGCAAAGGUGCAAAACCUCAUACAGUGCAGAAAACCGCCAUGAAGAAAAGGAAGUCUGUGUGAUUCUGCAGUAAUUAGUCAGUUAACCAUUGAUAUAUACACUACCUGACUAAAGUCUUGUCGCCUAUUUUUGUCCCGAGUUUUAGGACAAUUGUAAUUGAUCAUCUAAUUCUUCUAAUUGAUCAUUAGGUAUCAAAAGUGACUUAUAUGAAAGGCCUUAAGAUUAUGCUUAUUUUACUAAAAUAAAAUAUGAUCAUGCCUUGAUUUUUUUUUUACCCCAGACAUGCUCAAUAAGGUACAUGUUUGGUGAAUAGGCUGGCCAAUGCUGGAGCACCUAGACCUUUGCUUGCAGGAACUUUGAUGUGGAGGCUGAAGCAUGAGGAGCGCUAUCCUGUUGAAGAAUUUGUCCUCUCCUGUGGUUUGUAAUGUAAUGGGCAGCACAAAUGUCUCGAUACCUCAGGCUGUUGGUGUUGUCCACUCUGCAGAUCUCUCAUACACCCCCAUACUGAAUGUAACCCCAAAUCAUGAUUUUUACUUCACUAAACUUGAUGAUUUCUGUGAGAAUAUUGGGUCCAUGCGGGUUCUAAUAGGUCUUCUGCAGUAAUUGUGAUGACUGGGAUAUAGUUCAACAAAUGAUUCAUGGUAAAAAUCUACCUUCUGCCACUUUUCCAAAUGACCAACUAGAAGUUAUUAUUUGUUGCUGACAACUGAGAUUGACGAAAAGACUUUUGUCAGGUAGUGUAGAUAACCCAAACCCAUAUUAUAGAGUUCCCUCAGUGAGAGUUCCAGUUCUAUUUAUAGUGUUGAAAAACAUACUUCAAAACAUCUACAAGUUUUGUAUUAUAGAAUUACUAUAAAUAUUCUAUGAAGAAAAACAUACAGGUUUGGCAUGAUCAGGAAAAGAACUAGUCUACUUUACAUGUUCAUGAGCCAGCUAAGAAUUUAAAGGAUUCUAAAUGUAUACAAAAACUCCAAUUUUAAUUUAGUAACCUCCAUAUUACAUUAUGACUCUGUAUUAUAGCAUUACUCUAUAAGCUCAUUUUCUACUGUGUAAAAAUAAAAGUCAGAAAGUGCUUUCACAGUUAUUUUAAUACAAAACUGAACAAUAUUAU